Molecule: messenger RNA, 171 nt
Organism: Paraglomus occultum
Lineage: Eukaryota; Fungi; Glomeromycota; Glomeromycetes; Paraglomerales; Paraglomeraceae
Source: the annotation of a GenBank genome assembly
AUGAUUGAGGUUGUGGCAAACGAAUUAGUCUCCACACGUGGAUACUCCAAGAAUGAUAUGAAAAUCUGGCGCUUGCAUAAAAAUGUCGAUUGGGUUUGUGAGCUAGCGCGCCAUGCGGGUGGUGGUGAUUAUGGAGGAGCACGAAAAAGGACAUUCAAAAACAAUUUCGCG